GAGUUGUUCCUCUUGAGGGACAGAGCAGCGUCAGCAAUUGUUUAGCUAGUGGUGGACUUUCGCCAAUUAUCAGAUGCGGCGAGCACCAAACGCAUCAUGUUUUAAAGCUUGAUGAUCAUGACAGUGGUUGAUCACCAAAAGAUGUGGCCCCCUUUUUUGAUAAAAAAUGGAUGGUUGUGAUUGCUUCCCUGAUUCUCAUGCUGAACAAAGUCUCUUCAUUUUACUGAGAACAUGUUAAUGACUCUUUGGUAGCUGUAACAUGACUCAGGCUAUUGUAGACAUAUCGUAUUCAUAGCCAUUAUAUAAGGUUCUGCUAUGCGGCAGAAAGUCAAGUUUAAAGUAAAAAAGUAGAGAGAAGAAGCUGCUAUGUGUUUGCGCAAUAUUAUUUUGUUAGUGUCUUUAAGUAGAUGAUUUUCUUAUACGUAUUGUCCUUCCUUGAAACUGAGAGCUUGCAUAAUUGAUGAUAUCAGCACUGAUCUUUUUUUUUUCCCUUUAACUGAUAUGUUGCAAGGACAAAGUUAAUAUCCAUUUCUGGGUAUGUAAAUAUGGCUAAACCCACUAUAAAAUACACCUCCUUCCUUUGAGUCCUGAGGCAUUCAUUACCUCUCCUCCUCUUCUUCUUCUUCUUCUUCUUCUUUUUAUUCUUUUGUCUUUGGUUAAAGCUAAAAAAUGGAUGUAAUGAAGCUUGAUUACAACUACAAAGGUGGCAAUGCAUUAACAGAGCUCGAGAGGAUCACCUCGAAAGCUGCUGAAGUUCAAGAUAACAUUUUAUGUGGGAUCUUAGAAAGAAACAAGGACACAGAGUACUUGAGUAAGUACAUGAAAGGCUCUAAAGACGUUGUGGAGUUUAAACGAUCUGUGCCAAUCAUCACAUACAAAGAUAUCUAUCCGUACAUUCAGAGAAUUGCUAAUGGAGAAGACUCUUCUCUCAUUACUGGCCAUCCUAUUACUGAAAUAUUAUGCAGCUCUGGGACUUCUGCUGGAGAGCCAAAGCUAAUGCCAACCAUUUCUGAAGAUCUUGAUCGCCGAACUUUUCUCUACAAUCUUAUCAUUCCAAUCGUGAACAAGUACAUACCAGGACUUGACAAAGGCAAAGCAAUGUACCUGAAUUUCGUAAAGGCUGAAACAUCAACUCCUUGUGGUCUACCAAUCAGAGCUGUCCUCACUAGUUACUAUAAGAGCAAGCAUUUCCAGUGCAGACCUUAUGAUCCAUUCAACGACUUAACCAGUCCUAUCCAAACCAUCCUUUGUGAAGACAGCAACCAAAGCAUGUACUGUCAGUUACUAGCCGGUCUGAUUCACCGCCACAAAGUGAUGCGUUUAGGAGCUGUCUUUGCUUCAGCGUUUCUCCGUGCAAUCUCUUACCUCGAGAAGAAAUGGAGUCAGCUCUGUGAAGACAUCCGCACCGGUCGUCUCAACCCCAUGAUCACCGAUCCAGGGUGCCAAAUCGCAAUGUCUUGUCUUCUGACGUCGCCCGAUCCAGAGUUAGCUAGCGAGAUCGAAGAGAUCUGUAGUCGGUCGUCGUGGAAAGGGAUUCUGUGUCAUCUCUGGCCUAGAGCAAAGUUCAUCGAAGCAGUAGUGACGGGCUCAAUGGCUCAAUACAUACCAGCACUUGAGUUCUUUGGCCAAGGGAAGAUUCCAUUGGUUUGUCCAAUGUAUGCCUCCUCUGAGACUUACUUUGGAGUCAACGUGGAACCACUCUCCAAACCAUCCGACGUAGUUUUCACUCUUUUGCCUAACAUGUGCUACUUCGAGUUUAUCCCUCUCGGGAAAAACGGGGCACUCUCUUUUGAUCUAGACGAUGAUGAACAAGUCCCGUGUGAUAAAGUCGUUGAUUUGGUCAAUGUCAAACUCGGUCGCUACUAUGAACUGGUCGUCACAACUUUCGCAGGAUUGUACCGAUACAGAAUCGGCGACGUUCUUCAAGUGGCGGGUUUCUACAACGAAGCACCACAGUUCCGGUUCAUCUGCCGGAGAAACGUAGUUCUAAGCAUCGACUUAGACAAAACCAACGAAGAAGAUCUGCACAGGAGCAUAACGUUAGCCAAGAAGAAGCUUGGAAGCAACGCAUUCCUGGCGGAGUACACGAGCUACGCGGACACGUCAUCAGUGCCAGGCCACUACGUGCUAUUCUGGGAGAUCCAAGGUCAUCUGGAGCCGAAGCUGAUGGAAGGGUGUUGCGUUGCGGUCGAGGAAGAGCUGGAUUACAUAUACAGACAAUGCAGGACGAAAGAGAGAUCGAUAGGGGCGUUAGAGAUCAGAGUGGUGAAACCAGGAACGUUCGAGAAACUGAUGGAUCUGAUUAUAAGCCAGGGAGGGUCGUUUAAUCAGUAUAAAACGCCCAGAUGUGUUAAGUCCAACAGUGCAACGUUCAAGCUCUUGAACGGACACGUAACGGCUUCUUUCUUUAGCCCUCGUGACCCGACUUGGGUCGCGUGAUCCUCAAGACUUUUAUAAGAAAGAGCUUUAAUCAUUACUCUGUGACUGUAAUAACCAUCCGAUCGGAUUCGCUGUUUUAAGUAAUUUUAUCGACUUACAACGACAGUCGUUGCUUCACCGUCA
Arabidopsis lyrata subsp. lyrata is the source of this 2562-nucleotide messenger RNA. RefSeq names its product putative indole-3-acetic acid-amido synthetase GH3.9. Gene Ontology annotation, cellular component: cytoplasm. Lineage: Eukaryota; Viridiplantae; Streptophyta; Magnoliopsida; Brassicales; Brassicaceae. The record is from RefSeq and is a predicted model, not a curated record. Gene Ontology annotation, molecular function: acid-amino acid ligase activity. The coding region runs from base 670 to 2439 and encodes 589 amino acids. The transcript is spliced from 4 exons.